GACAUUUUGAAAUGUUGACAAAUGUUUCUACCUGGACACACCUGCAUCAAUGAUACAUUGAUUUGCAUUCGAUUAUUUAGUUAUAGAUUACAAAAGAUGCGUAAUUUGAAAAACAUCUAUUUCACACCUAAGUGAACAUAGAUUUUGUGGUGUAUUAUUUUGAAGACAAGAUAACUAAUGAUUACUUGAAAAAAUGCCAUUUGGUAUAAAAUUUAAAAGAACAAGACGUUAUGAAAUAUCAUCAAAGAAUGCGUUGGUUGUUGGUGUACACAUGCUGGACAAUUCCUAUUUAGAAUGUACACUAACCUCCGAGAGUACAGGUCAACAAUGUUUGGACAGUAUAGCUCAAAGGAUUGAACUUGAGGAGACUCAGUAUUUUGGAUUACGUUAUGUGACUAAAAAAUUACAGUUUCACUGGAUAGAAUUAGAUCGACCUUUGAAGAAACAGUUAGACAAACAUGCCCAAGCCUCCAAUUCACCCAGGUUAUAUUUUGGAGUUAUGUUUUAUAUACCUGGAGCUCAUAAACUGGCGGAUGAAGUAGCAAGAUUUCAAUAUUUCCUCCAACUGAAAAAUGAUAUUGUGGAUGGAAGAAUUCCUUUGUCUGUAGAUCAGGCUGUUCGUCUUUCUGCUCUUAGUUUACAAGCUGAGUUUGAUGACUAUCAAGAAGAUAAGAAUGCUCAAGAUUACUUCAAAGAUAACGCUUUGUUUCCUAAGACCAUGUGUAAGGAUGAGACCACAGUUACAGAAAUGAUGCAUGAAGCCUUGAAUUGUUACAUAAAUUUACAUGGUGUACAUCAUGUUAAAGCUGAAAUCAAUUACAUCAAGGAUAUACAGAUGAUGGAUGGGUAUGGAAUGGAUUACUAUGCUGCUAAGGAUGAGAAAGGGAGGGAACUUUAUCUAGGAACAUUUUAUCAGGGAAUGUUUGCCCGAUAUCUUCAUGGAGAGGCUACAGUAUUUUUCAGGUGGAAUGAAAUAGCUCGUCUUAACCAGAGUAAGAAAACGUUAGAAAUAGACACAUCCAAAAGUUCAUCUCAGUACCAUAUGGAAGAUAGUGAUACAGCAAAAUAUGUGAGAAGAUUCGGUUUGUUACAACAAAAGUUUUACAGGAUGAAUAAAACAACUCCAAGUUCAAGUGUUGUAGAUUUGAACGAAUUUCCUGAGACGGGCAACAUGUAUAUAUCAGAUUUACCUCCAAUGGACCCUCUGACACAAUCACAGACUUCAUUAACAUAUUCACAGCUUUCGUAUCAAUCACAGGACCAAAGGUUUGAUCAAGAAUUGUCCCAAUCAACAACUACAUCAGCAGAGGAUUUUUUCAGACAAUCACAGCAAAGUUUAGAAACAGGCAGUCGUAGAUACAAUAGUGCUGAAUCUCAGAACAGUCCCACUCAGCCUGAUCCCCGACAGGCAAUGUUACCAGCUUAUAGGCCAAGUCCUAGUUAUGAUCAAGUCAUGAGACACCGUGUGCAACAACAGAAAGGAAAUAUUUCCAACUCACAAAUGUAUUCUGCACCGCAGGAAAAUAUAACGUACAGUCACCCUGACAUUGGGUCCGACGUUUCUAAUUAUAGUCGGCAAGAAAGUGAUUAUGUAAAUAGUGAGACGAUACACAACUAUAACAAUAAUACAUUAUAUGCAAAUGUGUUUCAAGAGGAAAAACAGAAUUACAUGCAAUAUAGAGAACGAACUAGUAACCUUAUAAUACAGCCCACGUAUAGUUCUCCAGAGUUAACGGGACUUCCACAGGAAUAUCCUACAGAAAAUAUAUUCCAUGACCCUUUACCUUUUCAAUAUAAACCCCCACCCCCAUAUCCCAGGACAAGUAGUAGUACACCAGAUCUGGCUGUUCAGACAACUAGAACUAAUGUUAGUGAUAGUCCUGAUCUUAUUUCUCGCAAAAAUAUGGGAUUACCUCCCCCUGAUACAGAAUCUAUUGAAGAGGUCAGAGUUCAUGACUUUCCUACAGAGAAUGUGGAAGAAAUAAAUCCAUCUAGUGAACCAAUUACCAAUCCACCUCCUAUAAUAAUCAGUCAUGUGGAAACAGAUGAUGCCUCUAGUGAUUAUUCAGAAACAACAUUUCAUUUGAAAGAUACAGACAGUGAAUUAGAAGAUGCUCAUAAUAAACCUCCAGAGGACACACCCAUCCAAAUAAAAUAUGUGGCCCCUAACAAAGCACCACCUCCCUCUACAUCUAAAGAGGUUGUUGUACGGAGGGAGAGUUUCCGUCGUUUAAUGAUUGCUAAUAGGUCGGGUCAGUUUAAUCCAAAUUCAUUGAGUUCAGGAGACAACCCUGCAACUGGUUCUUCUGAUAAAUCUGUCAUACCUGAAGUGACAACAGAGAAAGCAGCAGGAUUAGAGAAUCCAGUUGAAGCUCUGGUUAAAAGUGAUAGCACACAGGAACCAGAUCAGGAAGUUGAAAGGGAUACAGAUUCUGAUUCUGAUCAAGAAGGUACUAUCAAGCUGAAAAUGGGACCAUUAAAGAUGGCUGCUAUGAAUGGUUUGUCAAUGUCAAGGCCAAUGGUUCUAGCUUUGAUGAAUGAUGAAAGUAGAGCACCUAAAGAUGAAAGGAGAAAAAUUUUGGAAACUAAGUUAUCUGAAAAUUUAGUUUUUAAAGAAUUUGAGGAAAUUCCAAAGAAAAAUCCAAAUACUGAUUGUUCUGUGUCAAAACUUCCAGAAAAUGAGCAAAGAAAUCGAUUCAAAGAUGUUCUACCUUAUGAUGCAUCCAGAGUAAAACUUGCUCCAAGGAAAGACAAUCACUCGGGAUAUGUUAAUGGUUCUCAUAUAAAGCUUUCAGUCGGAGAUCGUGUUUGGUGGUAUAUUGCCACACAAGCACCACUUCAGAACACAUGUAUAGAUUUUUGGCAGCUGAUUUGGGAACAAGAAGUUGAUGUAAUAGCCAUGCUUACAGAUUUGGUGGAGAUGGGUAGACAGAAAUGUUAUCCUUACUGGCCACAAGAGGUUGGACCAGAGCAUAGAAUUACAUUUGGACCUUUUGAGGUGACAUUGUUGUUUUGCAAUGAUUCCUUGUGUUACAUCACAAACAGAAUUUCUGUAGUCCAUACUAAUUCUAAAAAGGAAAGGCAGAUAUGGCAUUUACAGUACACUGAUUGGCCAGAUCAUGGUUGUCCUGACGAUAUGUAUGGAUUUCUGGGAUUCUUAGAUGAAGUUGACUCCGUUCAAAGAUUAGCAGAAAGUGAAGAGGGCAGUGGGAAGAAAUCCCCCAUAGUGGUACAUUGUAGUGCUGGAGUGGGGAGAACUGGUGUAGUCAUACUCACACAGGUUAUGAAGUGGUGCUUAGAACAUAACCAUGAUAUAGAUUUACCAAAAGCUCUGGCAGGAAUACGAAACCAAAGAAUGUUUAUGGUGCAGACUUUAGGACAAUACAAUUUUAUACACAAAACAUUAAUACAGUACCUUAAAAACACAAGGUUGAUUUGAGAAAUUUAUUUAACAAGAUUUACAAGGUGUUUACAAUGGAAGAGUAAAAUUUCAUGAAUUAAAACAUCCAUCUGAUCUAAGCCAGUGAUAAUACAUAGAACUUAUACUCCAUACAUUAAACUAGAAAGGACAACUUUAUACUGUCGGAAAAGGUAAAUACAAUUCAUGAAAAAUAAUCAAGUAGUCUUGGAUUUGUUUUACAUGAACUAUAUAGCAUUGAUGCAAAAGCACCCAAUGGAACUUAGCACAUUAAGAAGCAAGUACUGUAAAAAAACUAACUUUUGCAAGCAAUUCAUUUUUGAAAGUUUGUUGAUUAAAUGGAAUCGCAAAUACAAAUUGUCCCAAAAAAUCUUAGAUAUUCUCUUAAAUGAAUCAAAAUUAAUUUAGACAUUCACAAAAAAUAAUCGCUGCAGUUACAAACAGAAAGGACAUUAGUGAAUUACUUUCACUUACUGUAAAUUGAGAAAUUUUUGGAUGAUUUUAUUAGUAAAUGUGACAGAAUCGGUUUCGUAAUAAUAAGAAUUUGCAUUUAUAAUUUUAGGAGUGAUUUUGCUUCAUAAAAUUUUAGCAAUCGCAUUAAUUAUAUUUCACAUUUUUGCCAGAGGUCAAGAGUUCCAAAUAAUUUCAGAAUUUACAGAAUUAUAGAUAUUCAUGCUAUUGACUGAAUCCCUAAGCUGUCUAGAUUUUUAAAUGAUUUGUUAUUACUACUAGUAUAUAUCAAUGAUUAUGUGGUGCAUGUCUAUUCUAAUCUUUAAAUGUAUUUUUUCUUACUGAAUUUUUAUACGACCGCAAAAAAAAUUUUGUGGUCGUAUAUUGGUAUGACGUUGGCGUCGUCGGCGUCGUCGUCGUCGUCGUCCAAAGACACAUUAGUUUUCGCACUCUAACUUUAGUUUAAGUGAAUGGAUCUCAAUGAAAUUUUAUCAUAAGGUUCAAUACCACAAAAGGAAAGUGGGGAUUGAUUUUGGGGGUUAUGGUACCAACAGUUAAGGAAUUAGGGGCCAAAAAGGGGCCAAAAAUAAGCAUUUUUGUAACUUCCAGACAUAACUUGUGUGUAAGUGUAUGGAUCUCUCUGACAUUGUACCACAAGGUUCCAUAUCACAAAGGGAAUGCUGGGAUUGAUUUUGGGGGUAAUUGCCUCCAAAUUUUAGGAAUUAGGGGCCAAAAAGGGGCAAAAAACAAGCAUUUUUCUAGUUUCAUGACAAUAACUUGUGUGUAAGUGUAUGGAUCUUUAUGAAAUUGUACUGCAAGGUUCCAUAUCACAAAGGGAAAGCUGGAAUUGAGUUUGGGGGCAAUUGACCAAAAAGCUUAGGAAGAAGGGGCCAAAAAGGGGCUAAAAAUAAGCAUUUUUCUAGUUUCCAGACAAUAACUUGUGUUCAAGUGUAUGGAUCUCUCUGAAAUUGUACUGCAAGGUACCAUACCACAAAGGGAAGGCUGGGAUUGAUUUUGGGGGUAAUUCCCUCAAAAUUUUAGGAAUUAGGGGCCAAAAAAACAAGCAUUUUUCUAGUUUCAGGACAAUAACUUGUGUGUAAGUGUAUGGAUCUUUAUGAAAUUGUACUGCAAGGUUCCAUAUCACAAAGGGAAAGCUGGAAUUGAGUUUUGGGGCAAUUGACCAAAAAGCUUAGGAAGAAGGGGCCAAAAAGGGGCUAAAAAUAAGCAUUUUUCUAGUUUCCAGACAAUAACUUGUGUUCAAGUGUAUGGAUCUCUCUGAAAUUGUACUGCAAGGUACCAUACCACAAAGGGAAGGCUGGGAUUGAUUUUGGGGGUAAUUCCCUCAAAAUUUUAGGAAUUAGGGGCCAAAAAAACAAGCAUUUUUCUAGUUUCAGGACAAUAACUUGUGUGUAAGUGUAUGGAUCUUUAUGAAAUUGUACUGCAAGGUUCCGUAUCACAAAGGGAAAGCUGGGUUUGAGUUUGGGGGUAAUUGCCCUAAAUUUUUAGGAAAAUGGGGCCAAAAAGGGGCCAAAAACAAGCAUUUUUCUAGUUUUCAGACAAUAACUUGUGUUCAAGUGUAUGGAUCUCUCUGAAAUUGUACUGCAAGGUACCAUACCACAAAGGGAAGGCUGGGAUUGAGUUUGGGGGUGAUGAAUCAUAAGGGGGUUCAAAACAUUUGGGGGGGGGGGAUUU
Molecule: messenger RNA, 5560 nt
Organism: Mytilus californianus (California mussel)
Lineage: Eukaryota; Metazoa; Mollusca; Bivalvia; Mytilida; Mytilidae
Product: tyrosine-protein phosphatase non-receptor type 21-like
Exons: 20
Coding region: 194-3439 (1081 amino acids)
Biological process (GO): protein dephosphorylation
Cellular component (GO): cytoskeleton
Molecular function (GO): protein tyrosine phosphatase activity
Source: RefSeq, a predicted model, not a curated record